AAAAGAACAAACCAAAUGUCAUUUGUCGUUGUCAAAGAAAAUUGAUUAAUUUUAAUCGUCCUCGGUAUUAGGUGUUUAAUUGGUGUUUUCUUAAUUUUAUACUGUACAUACUAUAAAAUACACUUCAGUCAUUAUUGGUAAUUUAGAUAUUUCUUUUGUAUCGCUUAUUUGAAGUGAAAAUGGCUUCGGAGGCGGUGGCGAGUGCGGGUGCGGAGAUUCGAGAAAAUUUGGUAACAACAGCUGUACAAUUCCUAACGAACCCAAGUGUACAAAGAUGCACCUUAGAAAGCAAAGAGCGGUUUCUACGUAGCAAAGGUCUAACUGACCUUGAAAUACAAAAAGCUUUAGGAAAAUGUGCAGAAAUGAUGGACCUUCCGUCGUUGACGUCAGAGCUCAUGUUCGUACAUCAGUCAAGGAGGUCAUGGUUCAGAGACAAUGUGCUUCCAAUUAUGGUGUAUGGAGGUUUCAUGUAUGGAUGCUACUGGUUUUAUAAAAACUACAUAAGACAUCUCCUUUUCGUGGAGCAACCAAAGCGUAAAACGACAGAAGAAUGUAUUGAUGAGCUGCGCAAGAGUGUCGAUAUACUCAACGCUAACUUCAUGGCGCUGCGCACUGAAAUGCAUGCCAACGUCCACCAGAGUGCGAUGCGAUCGCAAGUCGACAGCAUCAAGGCAGAAUUAACUUCUGUCAAGUCUAUUAUGCUGAAUAGGAAUCAAUUUCCCGCCCUCAAGACCCGCACGGAUCCCCCCUCAAUCCCCGACUGGCAGCGGCAGUCUGAAGAAGCGACCUCAACCGAAGUACCUCAGGAAGAGAAGAAGAAAAAGAGCAGAAGUCGUAGCCAGCGAUCGGAGUCUGGAGGCUCCAACUCCAGCGAGGGGGAGCAGGCUACCAAGAAUAGCGACAGCAGUUUGGAAAUCAUCACAUGAAAGCCAGUCUCAAUAAAGUCAGUUCUACGGCAAAAUAAUAGCCCUUGCCACCAGAGAUGUUCUAAGGACUCAAACCUUGUGAAAUGAUACAGAAGUCUUAAAUUUGCGGUCUAUUCCACCUCGCAUCCAUCCUCAACUCAUCAGGUACCAACAAAACUCUUAACUGUGUAAUUGGGCGUGUUAGAUCUGCUUCGAAGCGAGAAAAUACGCGCCAAAAUAUAUAUGGCUAUA
This is a messenger RNA of Spodoptera exigua (beet armyworm), 1157 nucleotides long. The record is from the annotation of a GenBank genome assembly. Lineage: Eukaryota; Metazoa; Arthropoda; Insecta; Lepidoptera; Noctuidae.